This is a messenger RNA of Annulohypoxylon truncatum, 501 nucleotides long. RefSeq lists its product as uncharacterized. Lineage: Eukaryota; Fungi; Ascomycota; Sordariomycetes; Xylariales; Hypoxylaceae. Bases 1 to 501 code for a protein of 166 amino acids. The transcript has a single exon. The record is from RefSeq and is a predicted model, not a curated record.
AUGCUAUCCACCUACCUCCGCAGCGAGUCGCGAAGGUGGGCAGCUCAACACCACCAACGGCAGAGCUACCCCGCAUCCGCAUCUCCCUCCCAGGACGAGUCUAGCAGCUACGAAGAAGACAGCGACAGCGAAUCCGUCUUCUCUCGAACCAGCAGCCACCGAUCCAGGAGGUCCUCCGUCUCGAGCAUAGCAUCCGAGGACGACGAGGUAGCCCCGGUCGCAUUCGACCAGCCGCGGGACCUGAACGGCGCGCCCAUCACCAUGUACGCGUCGCUGGACCAGGCCGUGGCCCAGAGCACGCAGGUGCUCGAGGCGGAAGGGCCGCGGCGGCUGGUCACGCCGGGAAAGUUAUACGAGAACGAGGAAGACGACGACGAGAUCGUCGAAGAGGAAGAUGAGCAUGUGACGGCGCAGAAAAACGAUGACGGCAUAAGGGCUCAGCACUACUACUCGAGCGGCCUCGCCCGCACCGUCGCCUCUAGCGUCGCUGCCGCGGGCUGA